This is a messenger RNA of Frankliniella occidentalis (western flower thrips), 1375 nucleotides long. RefSeq lists its product as uncharacterized. The record is from RefSeq and is a predicted model, not a curated record. The transcript is spliced from 4 exons. Lineage: Eukaryota; Metazoa; Arthropoda; Insecta; Thysanoptera; Thripidae. The coding region runs from base 101 to 1264 and encodes 387 amino acids.
GGGCAGCAGGAGCUGGUCGCAUAUAAGUGUGUACCCGGGGCCGCCGGGGGUCCAUACGUCGCUUCCCUUCCGAGCUGGUGACAACGACUCGACUUGAACCAUGCAGGUCCUGAAGGCCCUCUUCCUGGGGGUGUUGCUGCCCGCCGUGCUGUGCGCGCCGCAGCCCGACCAGCGCGUCGUGUCCCUGGAGGACGUGACCGGCACCACCGCGCGCUCGCCCAUCGCUGCUGCAGCGGUGGCGGCCCUCGGCGCCACGAACAUUGGCUACGACCAGAACGGCUACAAGCCCGCGCAGGGUGGCGGCAUCGUCUCCCUGGAGGACGUCACCGGACAGGUGGAUGAGACUGUGCCCGUCUUCGGCCACCCUCUCCCCAACCUGGUGCCGCCCCAGCAGCGACCACAGCACCCGGGUCAGCAGCAGGGUGGCGUCGUCUCCCUGGAAGACGUCACCGGCCAGUUGGACCAGACUGUGCCCAUCGGCCACCCCCUCCCUCUGUUGCCGCCCCAGCCUCGUCCACCUCACCCACUGCGCCCGGGUCAGCAGGGCGGCGUCGUGUCCCUAGAGGACGUCACCGGGCACGUGGACCAGACCGUGCCCGUCAACCGUCCGUUCGCGCAGCGUCAACCCGGCCCGCUGUAUCCCGCUCAGCAGGGCGGCUUUGAUGGACCCGUCAGGCCACACCGACCUGGUGGUCACCCUUACCGGGGCCAGUACGAGCAGACCUCCGUCGUCUGCGUGGAGCAGAACGCCCGCCCGUACGACGCAAGCGUCCCCUUCGGCGGCUACGUCUCCCGCCCCAACACCUGGUACGACAACGAGGUGCCCCAGCACGACGCCGUCGGCAGCCCCAGGCCGCCCCGGGCCCUGAGCCGCUCGCGCCGCUCCCCGAAGCCCAUCGGCGUCGUCUCCCUGGAGAACGUCGCGGGCCCCGUCGCCGCGCACUACCCGGCCUACGGACCGCCGGCCUACGUCCGGCCCAACUACUACAACAACUACUACAACGGCGGCUACAAUGGCGGCUACUACGGCGGCUACUACAAUCGGCCGCGGCCCUACGUGUACGCCGUGCCGUGCAUAGGAGGCGUACCCAUCUCUGACGAACCACUCGGGCGCAGGCCUCUUCUGCCUGUGAUCGACGCGACGACGGCGACCUGGACCGCGCCCGCGCCGGCGGACCACGCGCGACGACCCGGAGGCGCCAGCGAGAGGCUGGAGGAGGAGUACUACACGGACUACGUGCCACGGGAGUUCAUUCGACGAUGACGACGACCUGACGACGACCACGCCAGGACCACCACGAUACAUUGACAUGACGGCAGAGUAAUUGUAAUUAUUUGUUAUUAUUUUUGUAAUAAAAACGAAAAAAACAAAGAA